CCACGGACCGCGCUGGGAAGAGCAAACUUGGAGUUGUUAGUCCGCCAGCUAGCUGGUGGAUGCAAAGGGAAGGCGCUCAGAAGUUCUGGGAAUGGCUACAGCCUAUGGGAAGCGAGGACAAGGUACUUCUUGAUUACUAAAAAUUGUAUUGCUUUGAUUAGUCGCAGUCAAUUGGAAGCUAGGACGAUUUUUCAGACUUUCAUCACGACACGCUUUCACUUAUAUUUUUUACACUUCCCUCUUCAAGUAGUCCUAUCUACCUCUUCUCAAUCCAUUCCAGAUUGGUGCUGUUCGGGGACCGAAGCUGAUGCUAUUGAUUCCGCAAGUAGCUGCCACCGGAUUUGGUAAAUGGUGGCCAGAUAUGCCAAGCAGUGAGUUUGAUCUCAACCGGCACCGAAGUUGGUAUGCGAGUAAAUGGGUACGUGAUACUCAGCCGAGUGAGUUUCUACAGAUUUCCAAUUCUCCCAGUCGUGCCGCAGCUGAGGCCGUCAGGAAUGGGUCGGAGGAUUUCGCAAAUGCAGACACGAUAUCGACGCUGCGUGGAAAGAAAAGGCGAAUAAGAACACAAGGACGUGUACGAAGAAUACUACUUCCACCUUCGAGCAGAAAGCGUUUUUUGAACACGUCGUUUGGGUAUUUUUUUGCCGGACAGGAUAACACAGCGCACCCGGCUGCAGGUGAGACUGAGCCGAAGUACUUGAACGCAACCGUGGACUGGAUCCCUAGAGGCCAAAAUGGCGCGAACUCGGAACAGAAUGACCCGGAGAUGCGAGAGGGGAAACGGAAUGACUGGGAGUUAGAUUACCAGAAGUACCGGGAUCCCUGUGCCACGGGUGCUCGCAAUCCUAACUCGGAUGAGUGCCUCAUCGAGGGUAAAGUGAAGAAGGUGCUAGGUACAGAGCAGCAGGGCGUCAGCACGGCAAGCAAGGAUGUGAACGACGACCAGGUGGAGGCCAAGAAGGCAGGGCAGAAGAAGAGCCUGCUGUCGAAAGUGAUGAG
This is a messenger RNA of Amoebophrya sp. A25, 999 nucleotides long. The record is from the annotation of a GenBank genome assembly. NCBI's taxonomy places the organism in Eukaryota, Dinophyceae, Syndiniales, Amoebophryaceae.